This is a messenger RNA of Lampris incognitus (smalleye Pacific opah), 4998 nucleotides long. It is a transcript of the gene neurl4, whose product is annotated as neuralized E3 ubiquitin protein ligase 4. NCBI's taxonomy places the organism in Eukaryota, Metazoa, Chordata, Actinopteri, Lampriformes, Lampridae. The record is from RefSeq and is a predicted model, not a curated record. The coding region runs from base 4 to 4797 and encodes 1597 amino acids. Gene Ontology annotation, molecular function: ubiquitin protein ligase activity. The transcript is spliced from 29 exons.
AAGAUGGCGGCGGAGCUGCAUCCGCGUAGCGGAAAGCUGAUCGGCCUAUCAAACUCGAACCGAACCGCUCAGCGUAACCAACCAGUCCAGGAAUUCAACCAUGGUCUGGUUUUGAGCAGGGAGCCGCUCAGAGACCGGGACGUCUUCACCGUUCGCAUCGACAAGAAGGUGAACUCGUGGAGCGGUUCUAUUGAGAUCGGCGUGACGGCUCUAGACCCAGCAGCGCUGGACUUCCCCAGUAGUGCCACGGGCCUCAAGGGUGGCUCCUGGAUCGUGUCGGGCUGCUCGGUGCUACGCGACGGCCGCUCGGUGCUGGAGGAGUACGGCCGCGACCUGGACCAGCUGGCUGAGGGUGACCGCGUGGGCAUCCAGCGCAGCCCCCGCGGUGAGCUCCACCUCUGGGUGAACGGGCAGGACUGCGGUGCAGCCGCCAGUGGCCUGCCGCCCCGGCUGUGGGCUGUGGUAGACCUCUAUGGCAAGUGCACCCAGGUGACGGUGGUGAGCUGCGAGCCGCCCCUGCCGUCCGCCGAAAGGGAGGCCACAGUCAGGGAUGUGGAGAGGGAGGAUGAGGAGGAUGAAGAAGAGGAAGAGGAGGUGGUAGUGCAUGGGGGCCGGGAGGACACUGGCAUCACGGCACUGGUGAAUGUGGCGACAAUGAAUGGAACGGUGAACGGCGAGGAAGUACCUGAGCUCAGCUGCAUGCACAGCAGACCAGACAAGUUUCCCAACAACUUGGAGCCUGAAACGGUUCUUACAGAGCACCAGCUUUUUGACGUGUUCAACAACGCCAUUGUGUCACUCUACCGCUCUGAGGAUCAGGGCGGUGGGGGCGAUGUUGGGGGAGGUGGGGGCAGUAGAGAAGGGGGAGCCACAGGGACAGACUCAUCUUCUAGAAGCGAUCGAGGGAGUAGCAACGGGGGAGGCACAGUGAACAGCGACAGCGGGGUAGGGUCAGCCGGAGGAGGGGCUCCCGGAGGGAACGCCAAUCACAGCCCCGCUGGCAACGGAGGGGUGGGACCAGGGAUGAUGACAGGCGGCAUGACAACCAAUGAUGCGCUGCUGUUCCACGAGAAGUGUGGUACACUGAUCAAGCUGAGCAACAACAACAAGACCGCAGAGCGCAGGAGGCCAUUGGACGAGUUUAACAACGGCGUGGUUAUGACCAACCGGCCGCUGCGGCACAAUGAGAUGUUUGAGAUACGCAUCGAUAAGCUGGUGGACAAGUGGUCAGGCUCCAUAGAGAUUGGUGUGACAACACACAACCCAAAUAACCUGGACUAUCCAGCUACCAUGACCAAUCUGCGCUCAGGUACAAUCAUGAUGAGUGGCUGUGGCAUCCUGACCAACGGCAAAGGGACCCGCAGAGAAUACUGUGAAUUCAGCCUGGAUGAGCUGCAGGAGGGAGAUCACAUCGGGUUGAUGCGCAAGGCCAGCGGAGCGCUCCACUUCUACAUCAACGGCAUCGACCAAGGUGUGGCAGCAGCCCAGACGCCUGGCGUGGUCUACGGAGUGGUUGACCUCUACGGCAUGGCUGUCAAGGUCACCAUUGUCCACAACCACAACCACAGUGACCGCCUCAGACGGAACAAUGCCAUCAUGAGGGCCUUGUCACCUGACGUGGGCCGGCCCCGGCCAACGCUCUCCCUCACCCCAGACCCCGAGGGGCCUGACCGCCUGCUCUUCCACCCCAACUGCGGCCAAAAGGCGGCCAUCAUCAGCGACGGCAGGACGGCUCUGAGGCCACAUGCGACGGAUGACUUCAACCACGGGGUGGUGCUUAGCAGCCGGCCGCUACGCUCCAACGAGGUUUUCCAGGUGAGAAUAGACAAGAUGGUGGACAAGUGGGCAGGAUCCAUCGAGAUUGGUGUGACGACACACAACCCCGCCUACCUGCAGCUGCCCUCGACCAUGACCAACUUGCGCUCAGGAACAUGGAUGAUGACUGGGAACGGUGUGAUGCACAACGGAACGACGAUUCUGGAUGAAUACGGGCACAAUCUGGACAGACUUAAAGCGGGUGACACGGUAGGCGUUGUGCGAAAAGAGGACGGUAGCCUCCAUUUCUUUGUCAACGGCGUGGCCCAGGGCCCGGCGGCCUGGAACGUCCCCUCCAGCGUCUACGCUGUGGUGGACCUCUACGGCCAGGCCGCUCAGGCCACCAUCAUGGAUGACAUGGCGGACCUCCCCCCUCUCCCUGAGGACAGUUCAGAGGGCCCUGUGGCCAUGUCCCCCGGGAGCCCCUGCUCUGUUACUGGAGCCAACACGGCAAACGACCUGCGUUUCCACCAGCUGCACGGCACCAACGCUGUCAUCACCAAUGGUGGGCGCACCGCCCUGCGCCAAAACUGCCGCAGCGAGUUCAACGAUGCCAUCGUCAUUUCCAACAGGUGCCUUCGAGAUGGAGAGCUGUUUGAAAUAGUCAUUCAGAAGAUGGUGGACCGCUGGUCGGGCUCAAUAGAAGCAGGAGUGACGGCCAUCCGGCCAGAGGAGCUGGAGUUCCCCAACACCAUGACUGAUAUCGACUAUGACACCUGGAUGCUCAGCGGUACCGCCAUCAUGCAGGACGGCAACACCAUGCGCAACAACUAUGGCUGCGACCUGGACUCCCUGACCACCGGCUCGCGGAUCGGCAUGAUGCGUUCGGCCAGCGGGGACCUUCACUAUUACAUCAACGGAGUGGACCAGGGGGUGGCCUGCACUGGUCUGCCACCAGGUAAAGAGGUGUUCGCGGUGAUCGACCUUUACGGUCAAUGUGUCCAGGUUUCCAUCACCAGCUCCUCAGGCCCACUGGACAACAGCUUCUGUACCAGCAACAUCACCGAGAAGAGCUUCCCCAUACACUCACCGGUAGCCGGAGUGGCCCAUCGCUUCCACAGUAAGCAUGGGAAGAACGUGGUGUUGCUGGGUGAAGGGUGCCAGGCUGUCCGGGUGGGAGGCUACGCCCAUGGCAUCGUCUUUAGUGGCAAGGAGCUUAAAACAGAUGAACUGUUCGAGGUGAAGAUUGACGAGGUGGACGAACAGUGGAGUGGCUCUCUCCAUGUGGGAUUGACCACAUUGGCCCCCCAGGAGUUGCCCUCCUGCCCACUGUCGGGCCUGUCUCCCUCCCUCCCCCAGCUCCGCGCCAAGGUCACCUGGCUGCUCUGCGGCUCUGAGGUGCGACGCAACAGCCUCCUGCAGCGCCAGAACUACGGCUGCUCACUGGACCGGCUGACGGUGGGGAACCGUGUGGGUGUGAAGAGGUGCAGUGACGACACCAUGCACAUUCUGAUCGACGGAGAGGACUUGGGCCCUGCCGCCACCGCAGUCGCCAAGAAUGUGUAUGCGGUGCUGGACCUGUAUGGGCGUGUCACAGCCAUGUCCAUCGUCAGUUCCUCUGUGAUGGAGGACAUGGAGAGCAUCAAGGCCCCCUCCCUGUCCUCAGAAAGCUGCAGUGAAGGAGAGGAGGACAGCACCCCAGUCAGAGAGGUGGAGAGUGAGCCAUGUGCGCUGGUUCCAACAGUCAUGGCCUUCCUGGAGAACCACGGCAAGAACAUUCAGCUGUCCAACCAGAACCUGACAGCGGCCCGGGUGUCCAGCUACAACCAGGGCCUGCUGGUCACCGCACAGCCGCUGCCCCGCCAGCAGCUCUUCCAGUUUCAGAUUGACCGUCUGAACCCAUCGUGGACGUCCUCGCUGUCGCUGGGGGUGAUUGGCCAUUCCCCUGACCGGCUCAACUUCCCCUCCACGGCAUGCUGUCUGAAACGCUCGGCGUGGCUGCUGCAGAGAGACUCCGUCUUCCACAACUCCCUCAAGAUCUGUGAGAAUUAUGGUCCAAACUUGGACACCUGUCCAGAGGGGACGGUUUUGGGACUGUUGGUUGACGCCAACAACUGUCUCCACCUCUAUGUCAAUGGGAUGGACCAGGGAGUGGCAGCACAGGACAUCCCCUCGCCCUGCUACCCUCUCCUAGACCUCUACGGCCAAUGUGAACAGGUUACCAUAGUGACAAACAACGUGCCGGCGGUGGGUGGGGAAAAUGGUGAGGCCCGUUGUCAGGGUGACAUGGAGAAGGCGGACAUGGUUGACGGGAUUAAAGAGAGCGUGUGCUGGACGCCGCCUCCGGAGGUCAACCCCAACAAGACUUGUGAGUACCAGGCGCUCUGCUCACGCUUCAAGGACCUGCUGACGCUACCAGAUGGUUAUUUCAACGAGGAUGCCAAGUACAACCUGUGCUACUGUGAGUCCUGUCACAAGCUGCGGGGGGACGAGGCUUACUACAAGAGAGGAGAGCCGCCCCGUGACUAUGCCCUGCCCUUCGGAUGGUGCCGCUUUGCCCUGAGGAUCAAAUCGCACUGUGAGGUGUCCAAUGCGUUAAAGAAGUGGCACAUAGCAUACCACGGCACCAGCGUGGGAGCCCUCCGACGCACCCUGGACCACAGCCAGCUGCUCCCCGGCACGUCGUCAAUCUUCUCUGUGUCUCCGGCGAAGACAGAAGGGCCGAACGGCUACAGUGAGCCAGAGGAGAACAGCGCCCCUGGCAGGGAAGUCCCCAGAGUGCAGCUCUCCCCCACCAUGCGCUACUCUGGUCUGGAGAUUUUUGCCCCCAAAGUGCAAUUUCAAGACCCCCGUUCUCACCGCCGCCACCAAGCCCAGGUGGGAUUCCAAGUGUGCGUGCGGCCCGGCUCCUACAAGGUGGGACCCCAGACGCUCAGCACCAGCGAGCCACUAGACCCUCGCUUCAGCAACGCCGAGAUCGAGUGGAUCACAAAAGAGCAGGGCGGCACCCUCCUCUAUGGACUGCUCAUUCGGGUGGAGUGAAAGGAGGGAACGAAAGACGAGAGGGACAAGGUGAAAGAGGCCUGGAGUCAGAACGAGAGGGUCCCGGGGACACAGCCAUCUGGCGCCCCCUGCACUCUUAUUGAAUUGAAAACCAAUUCUGACGCCCCCUGCCUUGAGCUAGAGGCUCCUCUGGACUUCAGUUGUUUCUGCUGAGGAUUGUUGACGAUUCAGCAUUACUGA